Messenger RNA from Betta splendens (Siamese fighting fish), 3169 nucleotides. It is a transcript of the gene pecam1a, whose product is annotated as platelet and endothelial cell adhesion molecule 1a. Gene Ontology annotation, molecular function: transmembrane signaling receptor activity. Lineage: Eukaryota; Metazoa; Chordata; Actinopteri; Anabantiformes; Osphronemidae. The record is from RefSeq and is a predicted model, not a curated record. Gene Ontology annotation, biological process: cell surface receptor signaling pathway. The coding region runs from base 733 to 3060 and encodes 775 amino acids. The transcript has 13 exons.
GGCUGCGCUUCGUGGCCCUGUUUCAUCGCUUUCUGCUACUGUGCUUCAGUCUUUGAGCAGUGAGUGAGGAUGGACCCCGGACCCCAAGGACCCCCCGGAGCUCCCCGCCUGCUGCUGCUCCUCGCCAGCCUCCUGCACCUCUCUCCGUUUGCGAGUGGAUCAUCAUGUAAGUAUAGUUUCUGAAUCUGAAGAACUGGAUCGGGGUUUGAAGGAAACCGUUUAUACCUUGCGGGGCUUUUGUCUGCAGGAAACAGGCUUCAUGUUGUGCCCUUCUGGUCUUUGUAAGCCUUUAGUGAUAUCUAUUUAAGAACAACACAUGUGGGCUUCAUUUCAGCGCAGCAAUUAGUAUAUAAAAAUACAUCAUUGACCCAAAAGCCUACAGCGAGUAGCCCAGGAUGCUUCAUGGUAACCAGCGUAAACGCGUCUCAUCAUACUCCAACUGUUAAAACGACUUUAUCUGACUUGUAUUUAUAAUUUCUCACAAUGCGCUUCCUCUUGUGGACUAGUUCAACAGCUGUGGGGUAAAUGGAGACGUCUUCGGCCUCAGUGCCUCCAUCAUGCAUGCGUCUGCUCAGGAUGUGGCUGAGUUGCGCUGUUGUUGAAGGAGCAGGAGCCGCUGUCCCGGGGGAGAGGGGGUCACAGGCUGUUUGUUAGAGCGCUUCCUCUCCUCUCCGGCUCCCGCUCACUGUGCAGGACAUUAAGCGCCUUCCUCCAGACUUCACCGUCAUUGUAAUGACAAUAAUAGAGCCAGUCCGCUGCAUUGUGUUACUGCUGCAGUCCCUCAGGUUGGUUUUAAAUAAGCGUGACGUGCAGGCGGCUUCUCCAUGCGUGUCGUUUGCAGCCUACACUAUAGAUGCAGUGGGCCUGCAGAUCCAGCCUGGCGAUGUGGUCCGGAGCGGCACCGCGGUGACGCUGCGCUGCAAGGUCAGCGUGAGCCACGACAACAUCCCCGACCUCAACCACACCUUCCAGCUCACGCGGGACUCGGCCCCCGUCUUCACCAGCACCACCGCGGAGGACCUGCUGGUGUACGAGCUGAGCCCGGCCAGGGCUGCCGACUCCGGCAGCUAUGAGUGCCUGGUCACAGUGAAGGACAAGAAGAAGAAGAGCUACAGCAAAAUCCUGGAGGUCACAGGCCUGCAGACCCCCCUCCUGCAGUUAAGCACCACUCAGCCCUUUCAGAGCAAGGAGUUCACAGCCACGUGCAGCGCUCCGGAGGAGAAGGGAGCCCUCAUAUUCCGCUUCUACCAGAGGUUUGAGACCGGAGAGCUUCUGAAGAUGAAAGAGCUGGCGUCGCCCGGGAACGCGACGCAGGCGGCGCUGGUGCUGGCGCAGACUGGAAGUCCCUUCCUCUUCUGUGAAUAUGACCUCAACUUGGUUUCAUUUGGGACCAGACGCUCCAACCGAAGCAAUGAGGUUCAAGUGGUGGUCAAAGCGCUCUUCAUUUCCCCGGUCAUGAACGUGCUGCCGUCCCCUGUCUUUGAGGGCGAAGUGGUGGAAUUCACCUGUCAAGUGAUAAAUCCGCCUCCAGGCAUUGAACUGUUUCUGAAAAAGGACAGCAGGAUCCUGCAGCAGACCAACAGCACCCUCAUCCAUCGAUUCUCAGCGAAGGACAGCGACUCUGGGGAGUUCAUGUGCAAAGCAGAGUGGGACAGCGUGCAGAAAGAAACCUACAAGUCAGUCGUUGUUAAAGAGCUCUUUUCGCGGCCCCGUCUGACCGUGGAGCCGCACGACAUAUUCGAGGGAGACACGUUCACGCUGACCUGCUCCGUCGCUAACGUUUCUGAGCGCGUCGACAGGGAGGACCUGCAGUUCGUCAUCUACAGAGACUGGACCAACGUGAGCGCGUCACACGUGUACAGCGGUGUGGCCGGAGCAGGAAGUAACGGGAACUACGUCUGCGAAGUGCUGGUUCACUCCGUCAGGCACAGUGUUAGCAAGCAGAGCGCACGGGUCGCUGUCAGAGCCAAAGUCCCCGUCUCCAAGCCCAGGCUGAGCGUGCGCGGGGGCACGCUGGUGCUGGGGAUGCCCUUCCAGCUGCUCUGCCACAGUGACGCCGGGUCUCUGCCCAUCACCUACGUCCUGUACGGCCCCGGGGUCCAGAACCAGCGCAGGACCGUGAGCAGGCCGGGGGAGCUCGCCCUCUUCAACUCCUCGGGCAUCUUUGAUGCCGCAAAGCUGGGGACCUUCCUUUGCCACGCAAGGAACCGAGACAGCGGGCCUCCCGAGAAGUCCGGGCUCCAGCUGCAGCGCUCCACCAUCGUCAUAGAGCCGGUGUCCAGGCCCCUGCUGGGCCUCAGCACGACCAGCGUCGCCGAAGGCCAGACCCUGACCCUAGUCUGCUCCCUCACACACGGCACUCCUCCCAUCAGUUUCACCUGGUACCACCAGAAGAAGGUUCCUCCUCUCGAGUCCCGGACCUCCAACAAGCUGCAGGAGUCCUUCGACAUUAGCAGCGUGAAGCGGGAGGACGAGGGCAGCUACUACUGCAUGUGCACCAACCCGGCCAACCAAACCAAGCUGAGCAACCGCGUGGCUGUAGCAGUCACGCUGGCCGGCUGGAAGAAAGCGCUUAUUGCCACCUCCUGCACGGCGCUCGUGCUGAUGUUGGUGCUCGGGUGUGUCUUUAAAAAGCACCUGCGUAGAUACAAGCGAGGGCGCAUGGGCGAGCUGUCGGUGAAGUCGUCCGGCACCAAAACGGAGCGGCUGAGCCUCACCCAGGCAGAAUUCAACCAGGCCAACGCAACUCCGGGCAUGAUCGGAAAGAGCAUUUGGAGCGAGCACACGUCAGGCUCCGAGUCCGAUGACCAGAACAGCUCAGUUGUCGCAGAACCGGACGACACAGAGGAGCAAAACACGUUGGCGGAUCCUGACAAAGGUGUCCCAGAGCUGCCUGAAGCGCAGUCGGUCAAAUACGCCGAGCUGAAUCACGACGCAGAUCACCAUGGCGACGAUGGUAACCACGGCGAUGCGCCUGUCCAGGACGACCACAUAUCCGAGGCUGACAACAAUGAGACCGUCGACGUCAGCGCUGGCGCCUGUGUGGAGUCAGACCCCUGAACCAAAGCCGGGACCCUAUUUAUUGCAGUGGGAGUCAGAUUUUAAAACAUGUAACAUUGUAAAUUUGCCUGCUUUUCCUUUGAAGGACAAAUAAAAUGUGUUUUUUUUA